UUAAUAUUUCGUGACUAGCAGCAGACAGCCUGGUUUUUCUUGUCUGAAAAUACACCUGUGGCCUUUUAGCUGUCUGCUGUUACAGAACUGAAGGCUCACGCUUUGUACUGAAGCAAACUCCUUGAGCAAGGUGUGUUCCUGCUGUAACCACCAACAGUUGUUGUAAAUAUGAUUCAGUGUUGACUGCUAGGUUUCAGUUAGUGGUUCUGUGCAGGUGAGAGUUUGAAUACAAUCAGUCACCAAAACACACAGACUCUGGACAUGCUUGUUUUAAGAUUCUUUAGCCCUAUAGCAGUGGCUAUAAUGUGGAUGGGGUCUACAUCUGCCUUCCCUAGUGGAGCACCCAUCUCCGCAUGUUCUCACCUGUUGCCUAUUCACGAGGAUGCAGUUCCGCAACAAUCACCGGCUCCUUACUGGCUUCUGCUCUCCGACACAAACUACACAUCUCGCCGACCGAUUUCAUUGACUGUUGGCAGUCAACAGCCAUUCUUAGCUUUCAUGCUGCAAGCUCGUGCGAAAAAUUCCAAGCGACCUGUCGGAAGAUUUUUUUCUGCUCCACAAGCUUCGCAGUUCCUGAGAUGUGAGAAUACAGAUGAUACCUUCAGCCACGCUGCUGCCUUCGGGCGGACUGAGAUGACUGUGAUAUGGCAGCCGCCAGACGAAGACGUUGGACAAGUUUCAAUUGUAGGUUCAGUGGCUCAGAAUAAAUAUAUAUUUUGGGUUGUUGAGUCAGAUAUAAUGGAAGGCUCAUCAGCUGCUGUACACACAGUGCCGCUGACAGACCACACUCACUGGUCCUCACUGUCAUCUGUGCUGUCAACUGUUUAUUCUUGUUGACAUUUCUACAGAACCAGUAAAAGUUUAGAGUUGUCUUCAGGGCAGUCUACACAUUAAUAGCUGAGAUUGUAAAACAGAGACUGGUGUAUGUGUGGUGUGAGUGGACUUCCACCAUAGCAAUCAAAAAUACCAGCAGCUACCAUGUUCUUUGAAAUUAUUUUACUCUCAUUUCUGUUUUCUAACCUCUGAUGCUUUUGCUCCGAAAGGAAAUAAAAGAAUUAAAAAAAAAAUGUUAUGGUCAUUUGUGGUCAGGACUGGACUCAAAUAUUCUAUAAAGCCUUCAGAGUUCCUGUAUUCUUUACAAUCUAAAUUUGGUCCAUUAUCUGAAACUAUGGCUGACCCAAACAUUGACCUAAACCACACAAGUGUUUGGCAAAUCCAGUGUCGCUCCUGGCUACAAGUGAUUUUUGUUUGCUUUGAAGCACCGAGCAUGUCAGCAA
This is a messenger RNA of Pomacea canaliculata, 1277 nucleotides long. RefSeq names its product putative defense protein 3. The transcript is spliced from 4 exons. The record is from RefSeq and is a predicted model, not a curated record. The coding region runs from base 262 to 837 and encodes 191 amino acids. NCBI's taxonomy places the organism in Eukaryota, Metazoa, Mollusca, Gastropoda, Architaenioglossa, Ampullariidae. Gene Ontology annotation, molecular function: oxidoreductase activity, acting on metal ions.